GUAAUUUGUAGUGUCUCUCCGCGCAUGCGCGAGGCCGGCGCGGCUGCGCGGUGGCUCGCUGGAACACGGGCGUUGCAGGCAUAUCCACACUUUACACAAUAUUACAGUAUAUUCUAUCAAAUUAUACAAUUUUAACAACCCUAUUACCAAGUAAAUAGUUAGGCAGUUCAUAUAAUCAUGAAUAGGGGAAGCUUUUGAGUGAAAACAAGGAUUGGAAGGUGAAAAUUAAAUUAGUGCCGAGUUUCUGAUGUGCAAGCCCGCUGCGCUAGUUUUCCUGGUUCUCCUCUCGUGGGACUACGAAUGUGCCAGCGCUCAAUAUGAUGGCAAGAUAUCGCUUAACACGGUGCAGGGGUGGGCGGUCAAGCUCGGGACAGAGCUGUACCACUUCGGAGAAUUCAUCACCAGGAAGAAAGAGGUUCAAGAUAGCUUCAAAUCAGCGCAGAUCGAGUCCCGAGACGGGGAGAAGCUGGUGCAGAGCAUGUCCGACGACAUCCGCGCCAUGAUGGAGCUCAAGAUCAGCGCCGUGAAGCGCAUCGUGGAGGCCGCCGAGAACAUGGCCUUCGACAAGCAGAACGAGCCCGUGCCCGACGACUUCCAGUUCUAUAACAGUAAAGAGAUGGACGAGCCGUACGACGACGGUUCCUCCACCACGACCGUGGAGCCGGACUUCAACCUGGAGAACUGGAUCCUGCGCCCCUCCACCAAGAGCGCGCACACCGCGCCCAACGCGCACUUCUCUGACAUACCCGUGAACACCAACUUUAGCUCCGUGCACGUGCCGAGCAAUGUGUAUGCUUGGGCGCCUGAAGUUAUCAAAGGAAUCCACUGGUCGGAAGGCUUGGAUACUCACUUCAUAAACAAUUACCAGAGUGAUCCGACACUGUCUUGGCAAUUCUUCGGAAGUUCUACAGGCUUCAUGAGGCACUAUCCAGCGAUGCAAUGGCGCGCCGACCCAGUAGACAUCUACGACUGCCGCACCCGCGCGUGGUACAUGGAGGCGGCCGCCAGCCCCAAAGACGUGGUCAUCCUCGUCGACCGUAGCGGGUCAAUGACCGGCCAGCGACGGGACAUUGCCAAGCAUGUGGUGACGAAUAUUCUGGACACAUUGGGAAAUAAUGAUUUUGUGAAUGUUAUGACGUUUGCGGAUACUGUUGUCGAGCUGGUGCCGUGUUUCAAUGAUUCUCUUGUGCAGGCAACUCUGGGCAAUCUACGGGACAUCAAAUUGGCGUUAGAUAAUUUUGAAACGAUGGAGAUCGCGAACUUCUCCGCGGCGCUGACGCGGGCCUUCGAGCUGCUCGAGAUCUACCGCAACAACAGCGGCGGGGCCAACUGCAACCAGGCGAUCAUGUUGGUGACCGACGGGGUCCCCUACAACUACAAGGAGCUAUUCGAGAAGUACAACUGGAAGUACGACACUCCAGUCCGCGUGUUCACGUACCUGAUAGGGCGUGAGGUAAAGGUGGCGGACGUGAGAGAGGUGAAGUGGAUGGCGUGCGCCAACCGCGGGUUCUACGUGCACCUGAGCACGCUGGCGGAGGUGCGCGAGCGGGUGCUGGAGCACGUGGACGUGCUGGCGCGCCCGCUCGUGCUGCAGCGGGAGAAGCACCCUGUAGUGUGGACGCCGGUUUAUGCGAAUAUUACCGAUCCCAAAGUGGCGGACUACCUGUGGGACCAGCGCGAGCGCGCGGAGCAGAAGGAGCGCUUCAUGGCGCAGCGCCGGGACAAGGUGCACUUCAACUCCGACAAGGAGCAGGAGCGGAGGUGGAGGAUCACUAAGAUGAACCAGGGUCAGUACAGCGAGAUCGGAAACUCGCAGUACCAGCUGAUGACGUCGGUGUCCAUGCCGGUGUACGACCUGCGGCACAACGAGUCCGUAGAGGAGAACGGCCAGAAAGAGAUGCGAAUCGCUAGACUCUUGGGAGUCGCGGGUACCGAUGUACCUCUGUCCGAAAUACAAGCUCUGAUGACUCCCUAUAAGAUCGGAGUUAAUGGAUACGCUUUCAUAGUAACAAACAAUGGGUACAUACUCAUACACCCGGACCUGCGCCCCGUGUUUCAGCAAAUUCUGAAACCUAGCUACAACAGCGUCGACAUGAUCGAAGUGGAACUGUUCGACGACGAUAGAGGGCCCAGGAACUUCAGUAAAGAACUAAAUGCGCUCCGCAAAGAGAUAAUAGAUCAAAAGACAGGAAACAAGAUCAUGAACGUGAAAUACCAUAUGGAUGAUUUCAAACGCAUGUCCCGCGGCAAACGCCACUUCUACUGGACGGGCAUCGCCGACUCGCCGUUCACGCUCGUGAUCGCCAUCCCCGAGGGCUACGGCCGCCAGCGCCUCACGCCGCCGCCCACGGACGACAUCCACCGUCUGUCGCUCACGUCGAAGAACAUAUCUGCCAGGCAGUACCUGUCGGAGAAGUGGAGCGUGCAUCCUGAUUGGCUAUACUGCCGCCACUACGAGCGCACCUUCUCCUCCCCCGAGGAGGAGCUGCUGUACUUCCUGGAGCGCGUUGCGCGGCCCGGCUGGCGCUGGCCCGCCAAGCCGCGCCCGCCCGAGCACCACAGGAACAAGCACGAGCGACAUAACAACGGAUCAUCGGAAAAGGAGAGGAACAAGGUAUCUAGCACAACACCAAGGAAUGAGUAUUAUUGUGACCACGGUCUGAUGCAGGCCUUGGUCUACGAUGCUCGCAACACGGCCUGGUUCAACAAGACCAUCUCAGACUCAGCCUCGGAUGAUAAAGCGUCGGAGUUCAUCCAGCGCUUCGGGCACCUGGUGGCGUUCCUGUCCACGCACAGCGGCCUCACGCGCUGGCAGACGCACCCGCCGCGCCCCGACCACGACGGAGAUAAGCUAGAAUUCGGCAAGCGCUGGCCAAAAUCCAUCGACGAGGUGUGGUACCGCCGCGCCGUGGAGCAACACGCUGUGGACCCGCUCAGCUUCGUGUACUCCCUGGAGCUGAACACCGACACUUUCCCCGUGAAUAUCAGCUCGGCCAUGGUGACAGCAGCACAUGCGGUCUUCCACGCUGAUGGGCAUAGGAAGGCGCCAGCGGCGACCGUCGGGUUCCAGUUCAGACAUGAUAGGCUGACUGAGUGGUUCGAGAAUAUUACGUCAUCGUGUGAGCACAACAAGGAGUGCGUGACGUGCCAGUCGGACAACUGGGACUGCUACCUGGUGGACAACAACGGCUGGGUCGUCGUCAGCGAGGACUCCUCUAAUACGGGACAGUUCUUUGGAAAAGUGCGUCCCGACAUAAUGAGCACUCUGCUGCAAGAGGAGGUGUUCCGCGCGGUGCACAUGAUGGACUACCAGGCCGUCUGCUUCCGGCACAAGUUCAACACCACGUACAGCAACCCCUCCACCAUGCUGUAUACGCCGCUGGAGCACGUGCGCCUGCUAGUGGCAUGGUUCCUGGCCACCAGCGUGUGGCUCUACAACUCCGUGGCGCUCACCGUGGCCCAGAGCUUCUCCUUCGAUGACGAGUUUGUUACACCCACCGUGGCGUACCAGAACUACGAAAACGACGAGAUGACCGACGAGUCCUUCAUGUCGAAGCCCCCGUCAAGGAUCCUGGAGCGAGACUUCGAGAAGUUAGUCCUCAUCAACCGGACCCGCCCCACUCCGUGCGACCGAGAGAUGUAUUUAUACCAGCUAGAUUAUAACGGGUUGGAGCAUAAGUUGAACAAGCCGUUGGCUGACUGCAACAGACCGUUCUACGUUCAGUUGGUGAACUAUACGAAUCUGUUGCUGGUUGUGGUGGACGCUCUGUGCCCUCGUGAGGAGGCUCCGGUGCCCUCGGUGGACCCCGUCGAGGUGUACUACAACGUGACGCUGCCGUGCUUGAAGCAUAUGAACCCGCUGUACAGACGGCAGCCUACCUCGUGCAUCCGGAACCAUACUGAGGAAAGCAACAUUGACAUGUGUGGGCGCGCCAGUAUUCCCAGAACUACGCUCAUUUGGAUACCGACUAUUUUAGCUGCUCUAACGUACCUGUGAAUGUAUCACUCAUGAUUACAUCUAUGAGUUAAU
This is a messenger RNA of Plutella xylostella (diamondback moth), 4030 nucleotides long. Lineage: Eukaryota; Metazoa; Arthropoda; Insecta; Lepidoptera; Plutellidae. The record is from RefSeq and is a predicted model, not a curated record.